AGGGAAUCCGUAACCAUUUUGGCUCAAAACUUUUGCUGCCAGGCCGCGCGUUCGCCGCCAGCCUGCGCCCCGCGGGCGGAUCCGCUCCACCCCCCCUCCCGCCGCGGCGUAGCCAUCGGAAAAGCAGCAAGGCAAUGUCGACGACCACGAUCACGACGACAUUCUCUACCUGGCUAUCUGAGACGGCGGCGCAGGUUGUCAACCCCGAAGACGGAAUCUCCGUCAUCACCGACGAAGUCAGCGGCGACGGCAUGAAGGACCUGCACCUCGGGCACAAUUGGCCGUUGCACAUCAGCACCUUCACAGCGUGGACCGCUGCGGUCGCCGUGAUCACCACCAUCGUCGUGAGCAAGUGCAUGAAGUCGGGCGCCGACGCCGCUGACGAUUUCUUCCUGGGAGGUCGGAGCCUCACGUGGUACAUCGUCGCAGGGUCGCUCAUGCUCACGAACUUGUCCACGGAGCAGCUCGUGGGCCUGAACGGAGUGAUCUUCGCCGACGGCUGCAUGGCGGGCGUGGCCUGGGAGACCUUCGCGGCGCUGGCCAUGUGCCUCACGGCCAUGGUGUUCGUCCCUGUGUACGCUCGCUCGGGCUUCUCCACGACCAGCGGCUUCCUCGGGGAACGCUUCGAUCGGGUGACGCGCACGAUCGUGUCCAUGAUCUUCCUCGUGUACUACGCCUUCGUCACGUGCCCCAUGGUGCUGUACACGGGCGGGCUGGCCAUCCAGACAAUCUUCGAGCUCGAGAGCGUGCCCAGAUGGAUCAUCACUACCCUGAUCGGCGUCCUCGGCUCAAUCUACGCGCUGAGCGGUGGGCUCAAGGCAGUGGCCGUCUCGGACUGCCUCAACGGCGUCGGGCUGAUUAUCUUUGGGGUGUGGGUUCCUGUCGCGGCUCUGUCUAAUAUCGGUGGCGUUUCUUUCCUUUUUCAAUCGGAUAACGUUGGUCACCUCAAGCCAUUCGCCACCCACAGCGAGAUUUGGUCAAAUGAUGCGGGGGCGCGCGUCCAUGGUCCAGUGUCCCUCCCUUGGAGCACACUCGUGACUGGGCUGAUGAUGAUUAACUUGUACUACUGGUCCACCAACCAGUUGAUCGUUCAGCGCGUGCUCGGGGCCCAGUCGCUAGCUCAUGGGCAGAAGGGCGUCAUGUUCGCGGCCACGAUGAAGGUCAUCGGCUUCACAUUCCUCUGCCUGCCCGGCGUGAUCGGGCUGCUGAUGGCCAAGCACGGGACGCUGGUGAACGGCGAGCCCUUCAAGGUCACCAAGGCCGACCAGGUGUACCCCCUCGUGGUGAAGGCGGUCAUGCCGACCUGGUCGCUCGGCCUUUUCGCGGCGGUGCUCCUGGGCAGCGUUCUCUCCACGUACAACUCGGCGCUGCAAUCUGCGUCGACCCUCUUCGGCCUGGAGAUCUACGCGAUCUACAUCAAUCCCAGCGCAGACGCGGCGCUGCAAAAGAAGAUUGCCACGUUCUUCGGCAUCGCCUUGUCCCUCUUCUCUUACGUAUUGGCUCCGCAACUGAACAAGUUUGAGAGCAUAUUCGAAUAUCUGCAGAAGAUCAACGCGAUGACGGCCCUUCCUAUCGUGACCGUUUUCUGUGUUGGGCUCGCCACAAGGUUGCCCGACGCGUUCGCUGCCAAGAUGGGUUUCGCCGUAGGCGUGGUUACCUAUGGUGGGUGCCAGUUCGUGAAGAGCCCCCCAGCCCCGCAUUAUUUGCACCUGUUCGCGAUUUGCUUCGUCGGCUCAGUCUUGACGAUGCUGGCCGCCACGUACAUCAGCCCUCUCAGGAAGUGUUUUUGCCAGUCCCCGGAGCCCACGCCGUGCCCAGAUAAGAAGGCUGCCAACGUGGUCGACAUCACGCCGUGGAGGGGGCUCCUGCCGUAUUGCGGGGUGAUCACAGUGUUGGUGGCGCUCAUCUCAGUCGCCCUGCAGGUGGGGAGCAAGGUGCUCUUCUACGCCUUCUGGAUCGCGUGGGUUGGCGCCCUGCUGAUGCUGAUCUUUGUGCUGCGGGCGGAGUCAGGCAUGGGCGAGGAGCUCGCCUGCACCGGGGGGGAGAGCGAGGACAGCACCGACUCCUCCAGCGAGUCCAGCGAGUGAGCGGGGACUGUUUUUGUCAUGUCGGUUUUGCGCGUGGCGUUCGCGAUAAAACGGCCGUGCUCGAGGGGUGAAGGAAGUGGGGUCGGAUAUCGGAGGGGGCGACGACCAUGAUGAGGUGGUUUUGGAGAAUGCUCGGUGAAUACAAGGGGGCGCAGCGCUCGACGCCGCCCUCUUGCCCCGCACUUUAUCAACCAUUUCAACGACGGCGUCUGACGCGAACCUCGGGCGCGCCCUUGGGUUCGUCUCCCCUUCCCCCUGUUCUCCUCAACCCUCUGCCCUCCGCCGAACACGCAUGGCCCCUCUUCUCCUCCCUCCCCCCCUGUUCCUUCUCGCAUCCUCGCCUACGGCCGUUUCUUGAAGUAGUCCACCAAAUCUGCGGGCUGCGUGGGCGCUCUGCAGGGUAUCCUAGGAGGUGACAUCCUGCAGACUUCUUUUAAUUGUGCCGUUGUGGGCAGCACCAGCGUGUAAUUUUGAUCGUCGUUUCGCUCCCUCUCCUCAUAGCACUCCCUUGAUCUUAACUGGCGCGCUCUUCCCGCCCAUUUCUCGCUGGCCCUCGCGCGUGCGCAUGCGCGGGCGCUGCCCACCUCGAAGUUUUUGAGUUGGGAUACGCCUGGUUUCCACUGUCGCACCGUUUGGCUGUAGCUGUUUCCCCCCGCCUGUUUCGCAUCUCCCCUAUCUUACUCACAUACCUUACUCUCCAUAUCAUCUUCCCCACGGCUGCAUCAGGAUGUGUGAGCCAGCUUGUGCCUUGGAGACGCCACAGGGCAGCAGCAGACCGAACAUUGGCAUGUGUUUUGUCUAUUACCAGCUUUCUUUCGGAUUGCCCGAAGCAGGGUGUGCGACAACAA
Messenger RNA from Prorocentrum cordatum, 2935 nucleotides. NCBI's taxonomy places the organism in Eukaryota, Dinophyceae, Prorocentrales, Prorocentraceae. The record is from the annotation of a GenBank genome assembly.